UUGCACUGCGGGCAGGAGGGAGAAAAGGCAGGUACAGGUACAACAGCAGCAGCUGCAGCAGCAUUUCAGCCAGCACAGAGCAACAGCAUCACAGAAUACACACUCUGCUACACUCAGCUGAAAGAAGAUGGAAACAGACAGAGUAAAUUUCUCCCCAGCAAGAAGUCCUUCUGUCAGAGAUGAGUUAAGGCAACCAUCUCAGCACAGUUUCUACCUAAGCCCACCUCCGCUCUAUAUUAAGCCCCCAAAAUUCUCCCCUGCCCGAUACCCCAGCAUAUCACCCACCAGAGACACCUAUAGUACAUUAGGCCCACCUGCAUUCUUUCCCAUGCUUGGGCCCAGUUACAUGCAAAAGGAGGGAUCCCAAAAACGCAAAAGAACUCCUUUCAAAGUGGAUGCAAAGGAAUGCGAGUCUCCAGACGGAGGAGCAGAGGAAGAGGAGGAAAGCAGUAGAAAGAAGACGGUGGACCUCUCCCAUAUUCCCUUCUCCCUCCCAUCUCGCCCCAUUACCUCCCCAUCUCCAAGGGCCAUCCCUGGCAUGAUCGAGCUAAACAGACUACAGCUGCAUCAUAGAUCACCCGGUCUGAAUCUACCUGUGCAGGUGAAACAAGAGUCUCUCAGUCCUUCCCCUGUUUGGCCUCCUUCUCCGCUCCUUCUCCACCCUCCAUACUUCCCCCCUCUCCACCACAGCCUCCUACCAUACCCCUUCUUCAUGCCUGGGUCUGUCAUGCACCUCUCCCCUGGACCUUUCUACACCAAAGAGGACCUCAGACCUGGUCAUCGCAGCCGUGACGGACCUCCUCGAGGUAGCAUGACCAGCGCUGAGAAGCUGGGUCUUAACGUCCAUGUUGAUGACAGCUACUAUGUGGACGUAGGAGGCGACCAGAAGCGAUGGAAGUGUCGUAUGUGUGAGAAGUCCUACACCUCCAAGUACAACCUGGUCACGCACAUCCUGGGGCACAGCGGCAUCAAGCCACAUGGAUGCCACCUGUGUGGAAAGCUGUUUAAGCAGCUGAGCCACUUGCACACACACCUGCUCACUCACCAGGGCAUGCGUCCUCACAAGUGCCAGGUGUGCCACAAGGCCUUCACCCAAACCAGCCACCUGAAGAGACACAUGAUGCAGCACAGUGACGUGAAGCCAUACAGCUGCAGCGUGUGUGGCCGAGGCUUCGCUUACCCCAGUGAGCUUCGUGCCCAUGAGUUGAAGCAUGAGAAAGGCCAGGAGAACGUAUGUGUUGAGUGUGGUCUGGAUUUCCCCACACUGGCCCAGCUGAAGAGGCACCUGACUGCCCACCGUGGCCCCACCCUGUACAGGUGUGCAGAGUGCCAGAAGACUUUCCAGUACCCGAGUCAGCUUCAGAACCACAUGAUGAAACACAAAGACAUCAGACCGUACAUUUGCAGCGAGUGUGGGAUGGAGUUCAUUCAGUCACACCACCUGAAACAGCACACACUCACCCACAAAGGGGUGAAGGAGCACAAGUGUCGCAUCUGUGGUCGCGAGUUCACGCUGUUGGCCAACAUGAAGCGCCAUGUCCUCAUCCACACCAACAUACGGGCCUAUCAGUGCCACAUGUGUUUCAAGAGCUUCGUCCAAAAGCAGACUCUCAAGGCUCACAUGAUCGUCCACUCUGACAUCAAGCCUUAUAAAUGCAAGCUUUGUGGGAAGGAGUUCAACAGGAUGCAUAACCUAAUGGGUCAUAUGCACCUCCACUCGGACAGCAAACCAUUCAAAUGCCUUUACUGCCCGAGCAAGUUCACACUGAAGGGAAACCUCACCAGACACAUGAAGGUGAAACAUGGCGUCAUGGACAGAGGCCUGGAUGAAAGAUUGUUCAGGCAGAGGGGGCGAUUCUGCCUAUCCACUCCUAUGGGCCUCCUCACCCACUUCAGCCAAGAGGAGCCUUUUGAUCUAUCCCAGAAGCCCCCAGGCCUUCGCCUCUCCCAGUCUGAUGGCGAGAGCGUCCCUGGAAGCUCGUGUCAGGAGGAGGAUGAGGAGAGUUUGUACAGAAGGAGCCAGUACAGCCCUGAGGUGGACCAACAUGAGCCAGCAGGCGAGGACCAGUACCUACAUGAGCUGGAGGAGAGAAGGGAAGAGGAGAAGGAGAAACAGAUGUACCAGCAUAGUUUAGAUGACCAGACAUAUGAGAGGGAGUCAGCAGAAGAUGAAGGACACUUGUUAGAUCACACGGGUGACCAAGUUCACCUCUUAGCAUCAGGAGACACACCUGAGACAGCCUAUGAAUCCGACUUAGAGCUAGGUGAGCGCCAUGAGACGAGCCGUAGACAGUCAUAUGACUCGUAUGACUCCGAUUCAGAGCUGGAAGAUCAGAUUCAUCAUCAAGAGCCAGAAGAACCAGAGCAAAGCAAACAGCAGCUGGAUGGAUUUUGUGAGGCAGCCAUCGAUGUUGGGAGAGAGGAGGCAGAACAGAUUUGAAACAAGUGACAGGAUGAGGAAGAAUGAAGAAGAAUCAGAAACACAAAAGGAAGGCUGAGAAGAAAAGCCAGGUUUUGGAAAACGUUAAUCACGGAGAGGAAAAGCGAGAGAGGAUGUGAAGGAGAAAGUGUGUAGGACUCAUGCAGCGAUAUGAAGGAAAAUGAUUGUGAAGGAUGUAACAUAGCGUAUUACAACAAAGGGGACAUGCACAUAUCACAUUUACUUAUAGAGAAAAAUAAAUAAACUUGUAAGUAACUGAAAUAAUAAAGCUGUGAAGCAAACUCUUUUUACAUAUCAUAUUUUUAUUGACAGACAUAUCACUGACAGAACAUUCAUGUGAGUUUAUGAGUGACAAAUUAGGAUAGUUUUGUAACAUAUAUUUCUUUUUUUCUUUUU
Scomber japonicus (chub mackerel) is the source of this 2836-nucleotide messenger RNA. RefSeq names its product zinc finger protein 366 (gene znf366). NCBI's taxonomy places the organism in Eukaryota, Metazoa, Chordata, Actinopteri, Scombriformes, Scombridae. Gene Ontology annotation, molecular function: DNA-binding transcription factor activity; RNA polymerase II cis-regulatory region sequence-specific DNA binding. Gene Ontology annotation, biological process: regulation of transcription by RNA polymerase II. The record is from RefSeq and is a predicted model, not a curated record. The transcript is spliced from 7 exons. Bases 128 to 2440 code for a protein of 770 amino acids.